Messenger RNA from Chara braunii, 850 nucleotides. The record is from the annotation of a GenBank genome assembly. Lineage: Eukaryota; Viridiplantae; Streptophyta; Charophyceae; Charales; Characeae.
GUGCUGGAGCUGCAGUGUUGACGUUCUCGACCGUUGAUCGAGCUUCAUUUGAGUCCAUCCCAAGAUGGAAAGAGAAAGUGGAGAAUGAGUGCGGGGACAUUGCCAUGGUCCUGGUGCAGAAUAAGGUGGACCUCCUGGACCAUACUGUGAUCUCCAGAGAAGAAUCGGAGGAUCUCGCAAAUAGGGUUGCACUAAAAUUUUACCGAAUAUGUGUGAAGGAGAACCUAAAUGUGUCGGAAGUGUUUGAAUAUUUGGUGGAAUUGAACUCAAAGAAGGAGCUUCUAGGACGCCAGACACGAUCCCUGAUUAAAAAUGGGUCAAUUGGUCUACCCAAGCUGGCUGCACCAGAUCCGGUGAUCGAGGAUCUGACAAAUGAUGAUGAAGCAAUUACUGAAAAGCCGCUGAAACUGAGGACAAAGGGUAGAAAGAGCUUGCAGGAUCGGAUAGAGUGCUCGAUUCUCUGAGUUCAUCGAAUGUGUCCUACUAUCCGUGCAUGCAUCUGUCUGUGCGCACGUGCAUGGCCGCGGCCCUCAUUUACUAGUAGUUGGUCUCUUUGUACCACACUAGUGUCAUCCCCUCGAGGAAUCAAACUCACGAUCUCGGCCCGCACUCCUUUAGAAAGUGAUACGUUCGCUCUGUUUGCAGCUCAACACAGCACUCAGUCUGGCCUUUGCUGCUUUCCAAAAAGGCUGAUGAUGUCAUGAUGAUGAUGGACUAAUGUGGUGGGCAUCACCUGAAAACUUCAGAAUGUUCCCAGAAAGUUCUUCUUUCCUUGACGUAGGUAUGCGUGGCACAACUCCGUGUGGUUUCAGGUUGAUGUCAGCAAAAAUAAUGAAUGCGCCCCGCUUCU